Messenger RNA from Peronospora belbahrii, 735 nucleotides. The record is from the annotation of a GenBank genome assembly. NCBI's taxonomy places the organism in Eukaryota, Oomycota, Peronosporomycetes, Peronosporales, Peronosporaceae.
AUGACACGACGAUUUCGCAAUGAAAAUGACUCGACUGUUGUGGUUGAAGAACGGUGUAUGAAGCAAUUGCGAUGCGAUCGAAGAGGACAAGACGAUAAAAGCUGGCGAUCAAUACUGGAAAAAUUACAUUAUUGCCUAGACAACGAGACCGAGGAAGAUGCGCUCGUGUGGCUUGACAAUGGCACACAUUUUCUCGUACAACAGACACGUGAAGUUCGACUAGCAAAACGACUGGGACUACGGGUCUGCACACUUCAUCAGAUGCUUGAGGCAUUCAACUUUAAGUAUCAGGAAGACGGUGACCAGCGCGAGUACACCAUUUAUUAUCACGAGUGCUUUAUUCUUGGGCACCCGGAAAAGAUUGAGCAGAUAUUGAGUCACGACAUGCCUCGAUUCAGCACUGACAAAGACGUUGAGAUGCCACAUGUUGCCUACAGCUCGGCAUUAAAACCACUGGAGGUUAGACUAAGUCUCCCAGAUACAAGCUCACAAUCUUACGAGGUCACUAUUGCACCCAGUGUGUUGCCCUGCCCAACUUUUGACGCCGCAGACGUUUUCUUCUAUCGCGCAAAUCGAAGUGUUGGAAACGCCAGCUUUGAUGAGUCAAGCGAGUGGAGUGACCACGAUGUGACUUCACCACUGUGGUGGUCCCAACGAAGCGACUUUUCGAGCAUCUGCACAGACGAUCUGUCAGACAUGGAUACGCUCUCGCAGAUUAGCGCGUAUUAUGCGUAG